GCAGCUCCUGGCUCCUGGUUCCAUCUGACCAGGUGCCUGGCUCCCAUCCCUUCCCAGCCCUGGAGACAGCACCCCCCCUGUUGCUGAGCGGCACUGACAGCAUGAAGGCUCAGGGUCGGCUCCUGCUGGUCAUCCUGUGCUCCCUGGGCUUCUCUGCUGCCUACAUCCUGCUGUGCUGCUGGGCCUGCCUGCCCUUCUGCCUGGCCUCCUGCCGGGGCCCCCACCUCUCCACCAACUCCAGGCCCACCCUGCCAAGGCCCCUGCACUUCAGUGGAUAUAGCAGAGUGCCAGAUGGGAAGCCGCUGGUCCGAGGGCCCUGCCACAGCUGUGCCGUGGUGUCCAGCUCGGGCCAGAUGCUGGGCUCGGGCCUGGGAGCCCAGAUCGACGGUGCCGACUGCGUGCUGCGCAUGAACCAGGCACCCACCUCGGGCUUCGAGGCAGACGUGGGCCGGCGCAGCACCCUGCGCGUGAUCUCGCACACGACGGUGCCGCUGCUGCUGCGCAACUACUCCCACUAUUUCCAGCAGGCCCGCGACACGCUCUACGUGGUGUGGGGCCAGGGGAGGAACAUGGACCGCGCGCUGGGCGGCCGCACCUACCGCACGCUGCUGCAGCUCACCAGGAUGUACCCGGGCCUGCAGGUGUACACCUUCACCGAGCGCAUGAUGGCCUACUGCGACCAGGUCUUCCAGAACGAGACGGGCAAGAACCGGAGGCAGUCAGGUUCGUUUCUCAGCACCGGCUGGUUCACCAUGAUCCUUGCCCUGGAGCUAUGCGAGGAGAUCGUUGUCUAUGGAAUGGUCAGCGACAGCUACUGCAGGGAGAAGAGCCACCCCUCAGUGCCUUACCACUACUUCGAGAAGGGCCGGCUGGACGAGUGUCAGAUGUACCUGGCACAUGAGCGGGCGCCCCGCAGCGCCCACCGCUUCAUCACUGAGAAGGCUGUGUUCUCCCGCUGGGCCAAGAAGAAACCCAUCGUGUUUGCCCACCCGUCCUGGAGGACCCAGUAGCCCCACUGCCCGGCUGGCCGCAUUGCUUUCACCAGGCCUCCGUUCCAUUCACACUCCACCAGAAACAUUUAAUUUAUGGAUCCUGCCUCUGCCAAUGCCGGAUGGACCUAGGGAUCCUUCCUGCCCUAGCCUGGGGACACUUGGAGCCAUCUCGGGUCUCCAGACUUGAAGGGGAGAAGAGGGGGCCAUAGUGGCCUUUGUAUACUCCUCCCCACCCCCACUCCCUGAGUAAUCUGAAUCUUAAUUUUGGGGUUUAUCCCACCUCGGGGUCUGUCCAGUGGCCUUUGCCAACAGGGCUGAUGGUCCCCCACUCACCAGCUUCGUGACCUUCAACCUUGUACCAGCCCUGGUCCUUCCUCUCUACACUCCCCCUCCACCCACCUUUGGUGCCACACUUCCAAGGCUGGUUGCCCUGGUCAGGGCAGCCCAGAGCUUGGGGUUCCAUAGGCAAAGGGGCCUUUGAACUGUGACUUGCCAGGGUCACCUCGAGUGUACGGGUAAAUGUGUUUUCUGGAA
Molecule: messenger RNA, 1526 nt
Organism: Miniopterus natalensis
Lineage: Eukaryota; Metazoa; Chordata; Mammalia; Chiroptera; Miniopteridae
Gene: ST6GALNAC4
Product: ST6 N-acetylgalactosaminide alpha-2,6-sialyltransferase 4
Biological process (GO): oligosaccharide metabolic process; ganglioside biosynthetic process
Molecular function (GO): alpha-N-acetylgalactosaminide alpha-2,6-sialyltransferase activity
Source: RefSeq, a predicted model, not a curated record